Molecule: messenger RNA, 996 nt
Organism: Apodemus sylvaticus (European woodmouse)
Lineage: Eukaryota; Metazoa; Chordata; Mammalia; Rodentia; Muridae
Gene: Reeld1
Product: reeler domain containing 1
Molecular function (GO): oxidoreductase activity, acting on metal ions
Source: RefSeq, a predicted model, not a curated record
AUGAGAAUCCUAGCUGUCCUUGCAAGCUGGACCUGUGCCACCCUGACUCUAGCUUUCUGAUCAACUGCCUCCCAUGGUGUGAGCACCCAGGCCUGUGAAGACGUGCCCAGGCACACACAACCCCAGCCCAAGCACCCUGGCUCCCACCACAUCUCCAUCCAUACCAGCAGGCCUUCCUACUGGCCAGGAGCCAAGAUUCCAGUGUCUGUCCGAAGCAGUCGCGACUCCACGGGCUUUGUGCUGCAAGCACUCCCGGUGGCGGGUCACUGGACAGUGAGCGCCGUGGCCUUUACUCCCCGACAUUCUAAACUGAUGCCUUGUUUUGAAGAGGCAGAUACUGUUGCUCACUCUGACAACAGCCUGAAGAAGACACUGUUCAAGUGGAAAGCCGCUGACCAGCCCGGAGGGGACAUUAGAUUCCUGAUGCAGCAAGGGAUUGAGAGCUUGUCUCAGUCACCUUCACACACCUCUACUGUAAGCAGCAACAGUCAGCAACUCAGUGGAGAGAUCAAUCCAAUCCUACAACCAUCCCUGGAUGUCUAUAAGUUGGAGAUGCUCAUGACUCUCAGAAAAGGCUCCCUAGACAGUGUUGUUUCCAUCCUGAGCACCCAUCAUAGGACUCCAAAUGAUCUGAAUUUGGAUCCUUUGGAAACCUGCCUGUUCUUGGAUAAGGGUAAGCAGGACAAGAUGACAGCCUAUAAUAGGUCUGUGAUGGGCCCCUCUCUGUACACUGCUCAUAUUCCCAAGCCUCAGCAGAUUGACCUAAGGCCUGCCGUGAAACUAGAGGGAGCCAGUGCCCCUUUGGUGAUGCAGCUCGGGACUCUGCAGCUGGGAAUCCUGAUUGGCCUGUCAGGUGUGGCCAUAGCUGCUGGACUUUGCUAUCUGUAUCCUCAGUAUUGCCACAAGUGGACAGAAGGGUCCUUCAGUGAACCUACUGCAGAUGCUGUUGCCAGGAGUGACGACUGGGAGAUGAGGUGCAUGUCAGGAGACAGGUGA